Juglans regia (Persian walnut) is the source of this 1655-nucleotide messenger RNA. Its product is annotated as TPR repeat-containing thioredoxin TDX-like. The transcript has 9 exons. Gene Ontology annotation, molecular function: Hsp70 protein binding. The record is from RefSeq and is a predicted model, not a curated record. The coding region runs from base 381 to 1379 and encodes 332 amino acids. Lineage: Eukaryota; Viridiplantae; Streptophyta; Magnoliopsida; Fagales; Juglandaceae.
UUUCACUUUCCGCAGGAAUUCGAUUCUGGGUCAAUGGACCCCCCGAAUUUAUUCAAAGAUAAAGGAGCCCAAGAUGACAAUCUGGUAUCGUACUCUUCCCCAAUUAGAGCAGCACGUCCACCCCAUGUCAAAAGUGGCUUGUCUUCGACGACGAUCGGUGCUAAAGUCCAUCGAAACUCACCCAGUUCGGGAAGACUCCAAAUAUCCCAAUUGCCUUCCAGAGAGAGAGAGGGAAAAGCAACCGACGCACCCAAUGGAUGCGAAAAAAGAUAGAAGAGCUGAAGCAAUUUGUGAGCCAUUGCAAGUCGAGCCCUUCACUUCUACACGGACCUUCUCUCAGCUUCUUCAAGUCCUAUCCCCAAAGGAAAAUGUAGUGAAAAAUGUCGAACACAAGGGAACUUUUUGAUACAAAAAAUCCAAAUACUUCAACCCAGGAUGAUGAUGGCAUAAUUGAGUCUGAUAUUGAGCUGGACGUUACUGAUGUUGUGGAGCCUGAUGAUGAUACUCCGCAAAAGAUGGUAAACCGUUCAGCAGAUGUUAUGGAAGAGAACUGCAAAGCUGCUCAAAUAGCAAAAUCAAGAGCUAUGGAAGCUAUUGCUCAAGGUAAACUGGAUGACGCCAUAGAUCACCUAACAGAAGCAAUCAUGCUGAACCCAACUUCUGCAAUAUUAUAUUCCACUAGAGCUAGUGUCUUUGCCAAAUUGAACAAAUCAAAUGCUGCAAUUCGUGAUGCUGAUGCAGCUUUGGAGAUCAACCCUGACUCAGCAAAAGGAUAUAAAGUACGAGGAAUGGCAAGGGCCAUGUUUGGCCAGUGGGAAGAAGCAGCAAAGGAUCUGCUUCCAGCGUCGAAGUUGGACUAUGAUGAGGAGAUAGGUUUGGUGCUAAAAAAGGUAAAAGAUCUUGUUGAACCAAGUGCCCAACGGAUUGAAGAGCAUCGCAGAAAGUAUGAACGCUUGCGAAAAGAAAGGGAAGUUAAAAAGGCUGAAUUUGAGAGGCAACAACAGCAAGCUCAAGAGCAGGAUCAAGAUGCGUUGUCUGCUUUGAAUGAUGGGGAAGUUAUUAGUAUUCACUCUGCUGGUGAACUGGAAAAAAAGUUGAAUGCUGCAACAAGGACAUCUCGACUUGCAAUCCUGUACUUCACUGCAACAUGGUGUGGUCCCUGCCGUUUCAUUUCACCCCUCUACACAGGCUUAGCUGCAAAGUACCCAAAAGUAGUUUUUUUGAAAGUCGACAUAGAUGAGGCCAGGGAAGUGGCUGGACGCUGGAAUGUUAACAGUGUUCCAACUUUCUUCUUUCUAAAAAAUGGGGAGGAAGUGGAUAAGGUUGUUGGGGUUGACAAAGAUGCACUUGAAAGGAAGAUUGCACAGCAUGCGGGCUAGAUAUGAGCUAAAGGUCGCUGAAGUAUGAAUUCCUGUAAUUCUCCUUGCUGUUGCCUUCUGAGUACUGUGAUCAUGUCUAUAAUGUUGUCUGUGAAGACAGUAUGGUGUAUCCCUGGUAAAUGACUUGCUGAUUUUGUCUCUCGAGAGUAAUAGCAUUAGUAGAUUUCUUAUGUUUUACUUAUAAAAAAAAAAAGAUUUCUUAUGUUUGCAGUGAGUGACAGGGAUUUUGUUUUUCUAUUAAAAGUGUGAUCGCACCUGCAGCCCUUUUGCAUGUAA